AUGUCCCUCCGUGCCGUCCUCGCCGCCGGCCUCCUCGCAUUCCUCGGCGCCUUCCCCCCUCUCCCAGCCGCACCGGGAGCAGCCUCCGCCGCCGCCCUCGUAGCGCCGGCGCCGACCCGCCCCGUCCUCGAGCCCCAGGCCCAGCACCCCAGCGGCCGCGUCUCUAGCGUGUACCCGCGGGGGCCCUACGAGGCGGCGCGGGCCCGCCGCUCUCGCGCGCGGGCGUACCGCAACGACACGCGCGCGCACGAGCUCUGCGCCGAGAGCACCUUCGCGGACACGACGAACGCGUCGGCGCUGGCGGCCGCCGCCGACUGCGCCGCCAUCGCGGCCGACCUGCGCGCGCACCCGGGCUACUUCGCGUUGGGGUCGGCGGCGGUCGGCGGUACUUGGGCGCGCCUCGCAGCGAGCGGGACCUGCGCGUUCGGCGUGCGGCGCCCGACGCCGGCUGCCCUCGAGCUCGGCGACAAGGACGUCCGCGACAGCAUCACCGUCGCGCUCGCGCGCUUCCACCACGGUGGCCGCGUCGCUGCCGCUGGUAACUUCUCGUGCGCUGGCGUCCCGGUCACGUGGGUGAUCGGGCGGGCGGUUUGAUGGCGGCGAGAGGGUGAGGAAUAGGGGGUAAAGGGGGGAGGGGAGAGGAAGAUCUCGUAGGAGAACUGGGGAUGCGCAGGAUAUAGACGGAAGCGCGAUCUUGCGAAAGAGGAGGACAAGGACUGGCUCUGUUUCUCUGUCCUGACUGGGACAGGCACGCCCUAGUAGAGGAACGUAAAGACGUAGUAGGCGAGUCCGUACAGUUUAAAUAUAGUGUAGACUCGGAAUAUCCGCCUGUUGUAUACGCUUGCGUGCUUUUUACCCCUGGUUACUAUAGCAUGCACCAG
Molecule: messenger RNA, 881 nt
Organism: Durotheca rogersii
Lineage: Eukaryota; Fungi; Ascomycota; Sordariomycetes; Xylariales; Xylariaceae
Product: putative necrosis-inducing factor-domain-containing protein
Exons: 1
Coding region: 1-594 (197 amino acids)
Source: RefSeq, a predicted model, not a curated record